This is a messenger RNA of Megachile rotundata (alfalfa leafcutting bee), 1665 nucleotides long. Its product is annotated as tigger transposable element-derived protein 1-like. NCBI's taxonomy places the organism in Eukaryota, Metazoa, Arthropoda, Insecta, Hymenoptera, Megachilidae. The record is from RefSeq and is a predicted model, not a curated record.
AUGCCAAAAGGAAUUACAAAAAAACAAAUGAAAAGAAAAGUUAUAUCUUUAGAAAGCAAAAUUAAAAUUUUGGAUCGUCUACAUAAUGGAGAAAGAGUAAUAGAUGUUGCUAAAUUUUAUUCUAUGAAUGAAGCCACAAUAAGGACAAUAAGAAAAAAUGAAGACUCCAUUAGAAAAAGUGUAGCAGCUGGAUCUUCUACGAGUAUGAGCACAACUACAUACAUUUAUGAAAAAAUUAAGAAUCAGUUACCAUCUACUUCUUCAGCUGAAAAGAACGUAUCUUUUUCUGCAAGCCAUGGUUGGUUUGAAAGAUUUAAACGAAGACAUUCUUUACAUAAUCUAAGAUUGAAGGGUGAACAAGCAUCUGCUGAUUCAGAUGCAGCGCAACAAUAUCCGGCAAAAUUUGCUGAAAUUAUAGCCGUUAAUUCCUACAUUCCUGACCAGGUCUUCAAUGCUGAUGAAUCCGGGUUAUUUUGGAAAAAAAUGCCAGAAAGAACCUAUUUGGCUAAAGCUCACAAAUCAGCUAGUGGUCAUAAAGCAGCGAAAAGUCGUAUAACAGUUUUUUUCUGCUGCAACGCUUCAGGCGAUCAUGUAAUGAAACCAUUGGUUAUUAACAAAUCGAAAACGCCACGCUCAUUUAAAGGAAUAAAGAUCAACAACCUUCCCGUUUAUUGGAUGGCCAAUAAGAAGGCCUGGGUUACUGCCACACUUUUCAAUGAAUGGUUUCAUAACUUUUUUGUCCCAGACGUCAAAAGGUAUUUAAGUAAAAAGGGGUUGCCUUUUAAGACCCUUCUUUUAAUUGAUAAUGCACCAGGCCAUCCUCAAGAUUUACAUCACGAAAAUGUGCAAGUUGUAUUUUUACCCAAAAAUACGACUUCUUUAUUGCAGCCGUUAGAUCAAGGGAUAAUUUCGCCCUUUAAGGCACAGUACAUCAAGCGAACCUUCAGGUAUAUUUUAGAACAAAUGGAAAAUGAUGAAUCGCUCCCAAUUAUGGAUGCUUGGAAAAAAUUUACAAUCUUAGAUUGUGUUAAGCAUAUUGGAGUAUCAUAUACCGAAAUUAAGCAAUCAACGCUCAAUGCCUGCUGGAAAAAAUUAUGGCCAGAUGUAGUUGAAGGUGAAAAUUCUAGAUUACCAUUGGAACAUGAAUAUUCUCAGAUAAUGGAGAUGGCGCAUACAAUAGGAGGAGAAGGUUUCGAGGAUUUUGCUGAGGCAGAUAUUGUAGAACUAAUGGAGGACAAAGAACUAGAUGAGGAUGAUUUAGUGGACAUGGUUAAUGAAACAAAUGAUCGUGGCAGUGAUCCUGAUGAAGCAGAGUCUGAACCAGUUGCAUUCACAGCAAAAGUCAUCCGUGAAGGACUUGAAUUAGGGCGAAAAUUGGGUAAUCAUUUUCUACAAAAUGACCCGAAUGUUGAACGAGCUCUCCUAUUUCAGCGAGAUAUUAAUAAACGCUUAACUCAAUAUGAGGAGGUCUAUAAAGAUUUGAUCAAAAUCGAAACACAAUUGUUAAUUACGGAUUUCACUACCAAGGUUCGCCCAUCUGAAGUUGUUUCUAAUUCAUCUAAUAUCGAACUUGAAUCGCAUCAACCACUAUCGAGUGAUGAAAGUGAUAUCAUACCAAUCAGGAAUAAAAGAUUAAGAGUCUACGAAAGUGAUAACAGUAACUAA